AUGUCAUCAGACGAGGAAAGUCCACCCCCCAAAAAAGCUCCCGCACCAAAAAAAAAAACAACGUCAGCAAUAAAGUCUGAUGGCCUGGACGAGGCAUCUGUCGAACUUCUGGAGGCCAACAAGCGAGACCGAGACAGAAUGGAAGAAGAGAUCCAAGAACUGAGAGCCAGAGCUGAAAAGCGAAAAAAACAAAGAGACAUUGAAGAGAAGAGGAUGGCUGCUGAGAGAGCGGCGGAAGAUGAAAGAAGAAAAGCCGUCGAAGAAGAAAAAAGAAAAAAGAAAGAAGAAGAUGAACAAAACACAAUAAAGGAAAGAGCUCGAAAACUUGCUGAAUUUGAAAAACUGAAGAACCCAGGCAAACCUAACUUUGUAAUUUCAAAGAAAAAUGAGGACGGCAGUGAAGUUGAAGAGGAAGUAAAAGAAUCUAAAAAGUCAAAAGAGCAACUGGAUGCUGAGAAAAAAGCCAUUUUAAGCCAGCGCAUCAUGAAACUAGAUAUUGCCGGUUUUGAUUCGGGUAAAUUAACAGAAAAAGCAAAAGAACUUUUAAAAAUGAUUUACAAACUGGAAGGAGAAAAAUACGACCUAGAAAAAAGAUUUAAAACCCAACAAUCUGACCUUAUGGAGCUUGCAGAAAAAGCAAGACAAGCCAAUAAAGUAGGAGUUGACAUUAUUCAAACAAAGUUUGCCGGAGCCCCGGCGAAAAUAGAAAUGUUUAGCAAGUAUGAACGCCAAAAAGAUAAAAGAGAAUACGGCGAAAGAAAGGAUAGAUUUGCUGGUCCUCAAUUUGUUCCGCCCGUUGAUAAAAUAAAACCAACCAAAUUCAUUCAGUGGGAUGAAGAAGGAAUGCCGUUGUAUUCUCAAUCGCAAGCUGAACAGGCUGCCCAAUAA
Molecule: messenger RNA, 888 nt
Organism: Helobdella robusta
Lineage: Eukaryota; Metazoa; Annelida; Clitellata; Rhynchobdellida; Glossiphoniidae
Exons: 9
Coding region: 1-888 (295 amino acids)
Biological process (GO): muscle contraction; sarcomere organization; regulation of muscle contraction
Cellular component (GO): troponin complex
Molecular function (GO): tropomyosin binding
Source: RefSeq, a predicted model, not a curated record